Molecule: messenger RNA, 2395 nt
Organism: Callorhinchus milii (elephant shark)
Lineage: Eukaryota; Metazoa; Chordata; Chondrichthyes; Chimaeriformes; Callorhinchidae
Gene: zcchc10
Product: zinc finger, CCHC domain containing 10
Exons: 4
Coding region: 116-610 (164 amino acids)
Molecular function (GO): nucleic acid binding; zinc ion binding
Source: RefSeq, a predicted model, not a curated record
GUCGGGAAUGCGCGGCAUUGGGGGCUACUUUCCGGGCGGUAUUUGGGCGGCACACGGCGUGGGCUCUCGGGCCGUUGCUUAGUGACGGGACUGAGGCAUUUCGGGAAAAGACAAGAUGGCGACGCCUAUGCACAGGCUGAUCGCUCGCAGGCAAGCGGAAGCCAAUAAGCAACAUGUUCGAUGUCAGAAAUGUUUAGAAUAUGGCCACUGGACCUACGAAUGCACUGGAAAGCGGAAAUAUCUACACAGACCAUCACGGACAGUACAAUUAAAGAAGACUUUGAAAGAGAAACAAAAUGCAUUAGCAUUGCCACCCAGUGCUCAGGGAGCUACAGAAAAAAAGACCAAGAAGAAACGAUCUCAGAGUGUCAGCAGCAGCAGUAGCAGUACUUCGUCCAGUGAGUCCUCUUCAGACAGUGAAUCAUCAUCCGAUUCCUCCUCCUCGGACAACAGCAGCAGCGACGAGGAUAGUUCAUCAAGCGACAGCUCCUCCUCCUCGUCCUCUUCCUCCAGCGAAACAUCAUCCUCUGAUUCGGACUCUGACUCCAGUUCCAGGAGUAGCGUAAGCAGCUCGGAUGAAGAACCGCCCAAAAAGAAGCCCAAAUCGUGAUGCUGCUCCCUGUGUGAACUGUAGUCGGAAACAUUUCAUACCAAGCUGUUCGGUUUAAAACUUACCAAUCGUUUCUGCAGUACCCGCCAGUCUUAGAAUCUACUUAACGUUCAGAUAUGCCCUCUUUGUGAAUCUGACCUAAACUUCCUUCGUCUGUCAUGUGUGUGAUUUCUACCCCAUCGUUCCUCUGGAUUGCACAUUACAGUUUCAUUAGCUAAAUGCCAUUAAGUAAAAAAGGGGUGGAGGGGGGGGGAAGAGAAAGGAAGGUCUGGUUCACCAAAGUGACUGUUCCCAAGAUCAACAAUGGGAGAAAGCUCCAUGGUUGUACCAGAGAGGGGUAAAGAAAUAAUGGCAACAGUGCUGCAUUUCUGUACUUUUGCCUUUGCUUGUAAAGUGCAUACUUUGCUAUUUUUGUACCAUUUCCAAAUUAAAUUUAAAAUUCACAAACCUGAACCUUGCCCUUAUAAUCGUCUCACCUGUCUUUGACUUACUGUAGUUUGUGACGGUCCUUUUGUUUGUUUUGAUUUGUUUGUUGUUUUAAAUAGCAAGUGUAAUCUGCAAUCUAUUCAUAAGAGAUACUGAAUCUAUCUGUUUACCCACUGAUUGAAACCUGUAGAGAGACUUAAUUGAAAUACUAACGGGUUUGGUGACCUUUGGACUAAACAGAAAUAUUGUUACGUACUCAAUACAUAUUGGGAAAUCCUUCGAUCAAAUGUGAGUACCCUGAACAAUUCUCUUACCAAUUGGCCAUGAAGCUAUUCUUGAUAAGUUUAGAUUAUACAGCACUAGAUUGAAAAUGGGGUUUAACUAAAUCGGAAUAGAAAUAGUCCACUACUCUUACAAAUGACCAGAUAAUCAGCCAUUUUUACAUAUAGCAGCUGUUUCUACAUCUGGUAUAAAAUCUCAUCAUCUCCAAAUCCUAUGAAUUGUUCUAUUAACUUUUUUUUUAAAUAGGGUGAACAACCUUACAGUAAGUCGAUCAUGACAACCAUCACUGGAUGGUAAGGUGUUUUAGGUCCUCUAUCAUCUUAAAGGUUAUUCAUUCUAAGGUUCUCUAAACCUCUCACUAACCCUUUCGGGUUUUUGUGUGUGUUUUAAUGGAUUAAACAAAGGUAUUAAUAGAUAUGAAGAACGAUGUCCAUCAUAGUCUUGCUAACUUUAUUGAGUAAUUACAAUUUUUUCCUCAUGCUUGGGACACCUGUAACAUGCAACAAGAUGGGGCCUUGGCUUUCCAAUGUCACUGCUUUAGCGAGUCCCAAUGCAAUACUGAUAGCUUAAGACAGUGACUUAUGGUUAUAGUGAAAUUACAUUUAUUAUGGAAACUUAUUUAAAAGAGAACAUAGUGUAGGGAUAAGUACUGCAGAUGUUCUUGCUCUAUAUGUCUUCACUGCAUCUUCUCAGAUGUACGAUUGCAGGGAUAUGAAACCUUGUAAUUGGAGUUGAUUCAGCAGCAAAUGUAUCCAAACAUUUUUGCUUGUGAUUUAUGCGUCACUUUUCCUAUUAUCACUACACUAUCGUUCCCCUUUUAAUCGCAGGUGGUUGCCACUGAGUUGUAUAUUCUGCCCUUAAGACUGGGCAUUUGUACCCAUUUUUCAAACCGUACCAAUUAUUGUAUCUUAGCAUUGUGAGCAGUUAAUUACAAUGUUUAUACCUGCAUCAUAGUGGUUGAACCAAGUCAAUUGUUUUUUCCUCAGCAUGCUGAAUAAAGUAAUUCUGAAAAUAUAAUUUACUAAUGGCAAAUGUUUUAAAUGCUGAAAAGUUAUUAAAAUGAUAUUUCAAAUCUUA